Messenger RNA from Dufourea novaeangliae, 958 nucleotides. Its product is annotated as voltage-dependent anion-selective channel-like. Gene Ontology annotation, molecular function: voltage-gated monoatomic anion channel activity. The record is from RefSeq and is a predicted model, not a curated record. Gene Ontology annotation, biological process: monoatomic anion transmembrane transport. NCBI's taxonomy places the organism in Eukaryota, Metazoa, Arthropoda, Insecta, Hymenoptera, Halictidae. Bases 81 to 932 code for a protein of 283 amino acids. Gene Ontology annotation, cellular component: mitochondrial outer membrane. The transcript is spliced from 6 exons.
UGGUGUACCGUCUCACGUACGCAAUUCUCGGCUGAAGUCGCGCAGUUUUCUGCACCCGUGUCUUAUAACAGAAAACAAUCAUGGCCCCUCCAUCAUAUAAUGACUUGGGCAAAAGUGCACGAGAUGUAUUUGGCCAGGGAUAUCACUUUGGCAUGAUCAAAUUAGAUGUUAAAACAAAAACUAGUUCUGCUGUAGAAUUCUCCAGUGGUGGGGUGUCCAAUCAAGAUACUGGAAAGGUAUUCGGUACAUUGGAGACUAAAUACAAAAUUAAAGAUUACGGACUUACAUUUAGCGAGAAGUGGAAUACCGAUAACACACUUGCUACCGAUGUUACUCUUGCGGAUAAAUUGCUCAGUGGUCUUACUCUUGGUUACAGUUGCACUUUCUCACCUCAAACAGGGACCAAGACUGGAAAAUUGAAAACAAAUUACAAACAUGAAAAUGUAUCUGCAAAUGCAGAUUUUGAUCUCAGCCUUUCUGCUGGUCCUCUAAUUAAUGCAUCAGCAGUUGUAGGAUACCAAGGAUGGUUGGCUGGUUAUCAGGCCUGUUUUGAUACACAAAGAAAUAAACUUACAAAGAAUAACUUUGCACUUGGAUUCACUGCUUCUGACUUUGCUCUUCACACAGCAGUAGAUAAUGGCCGUGAGUUCAGUGGCUCCAUUUACCAUAAGGUAAAACCAGAUCUGGAAGGAGCAAUCAAUCUUGCUUGGAAUUCAAGCAACAAUGUUACACAAUUUGGAAUUGGUACAAAGUAUAAUCUUGACAAAGAUGCUAGUGUCAAAGCUAAGGUCAAUUCUCAUCUUCAAAUAGGUCUAGGAUAUCAACAAAAAUUACGCGAUGGUGUAACACUGACACUUUCUACAAAUAUUGAUGGAAAGAACUUCGGUUCUGGUGGUCACAAGAUUGGUUUCGCAUUAGACCUUGAAGCUUAAAUAUGAACUACAGACACAAAAGGACU